Molecule: messenger RNA, 1694 nt
Organism: Chiloscyllium plagiosum (whitespotted bambooshark)
Lineage: Eukaryota; Metazoa; Chordata; Chondrichthyes; Orectolobiformes; Hemiscylliidae
Source: RefSeq, a predicted model, not a curated record
AGCAUCGGUGGGGAGAGAAAAAAAAGAGUUAAUAUUUCAUUGAGUCCGAAACGACUCUCUUCAGAGCUGAGUUUGGUCACUUUUUGUUUUUAUUAAAGGAAUCCCUCCUGUAGUUUAGUCCUCAGUUCUUUCAGCAUGACAAAUUGCAAAAUGUAGCCUUUUAUUCCUCCUUCCUUUCUCAUAGCAAUCCAGCCAACCUUGGGAUUACCUUUCCCAUGUCUUCCUUGCUUGUUGCUGUCUGCUGUUGUGACUCUGCUGAUCAGAUAGCUUGCUCCCAUUCAGGAAAAUGAAACGCAAAGAGCACUUUUCCAACUCGGAUUCCGACUCUGAUUCUGACCAUUCGAAUGAUCCUGAGGUGAAGCUGAGAGAGAAAAUCGGGGAGCUGCUGAUCGAUUCGCUGAGCUGGGAGCUUCAGCCCUGCUGCCGGCUGGUGAUCCUGGAGGCGAUUCGCAUCCUGUCGCGGGACAAGCACGGCCUGGCGCCCUUCGCCCGCACCGACUCGAUGCACCUGCUGGCCCGGCUGGCCGGACUGGAGGCCACGGAGGAGGGUGGCCUCCUUCCGGAAGCUUCCGAUGGCGAGGUGGCCUGCGAGGCCCUCAAGUGCCUGUGCAACACGAUCUACAACAGCGAGGAGGCCCAGGGCAUGGCGGCUGAGGAGGUGCGGCUGAUCGGCGGCUUGGCCCGUUGCCUGAAGGCAGACGGUGGGGCACCAGAGAGUGGCCGCCGCGGCAUCACCCGCUUCUACGAGCUGCGGCUGACCUUCCUGCUGACCGCCCUGCGGUUGGACAUCCGCAGGCAGCUGGCCCACCAGUUCCACGGCGUGGCCUUGUUGGCAGACGCCCUGGAGACCACCCUGGGCCUGCGGUGGCUGGAUGUGCAUGAGGUGGCCACCUCACGCUCCGGGGAACCCCUCCCACGCGAUGUGACCGAGCGUGCCAUGGAGAUCCUCAAGAUCCUCUUCAACAUCACAUUCGAGACCAGCAAACAGCAAGUGGAUGAGGAGGAUGCUGCUCUCUACCGCCACCUGGCAGCCAUUCUACGCUACUGCCUGCUGACUGACAGCGACAGCAAGGAGUGGGCACAGGAAUUUCACGGCCACACGGUCAAUGUCUUGGUCAACCUUCCGUUGAUGUGUUUGGAUGUGCUCCUCAUGCCAAAGGUGGAACCGGGAUCUGUGGAAUACAUGGGGAUGAACAUGGACACAGUGGAGGCUCUGCUAGACUUCAUGAACAGGAGAUUGGACAGGGGUCUGAAGCUGAGGGAAUCUCUGACUCCAGUCCUCAACCUCCUGACAGAGAGCUCCCGUUACCACCGAGAGACUCGCAAGUUCCUGCGUGCCAGGGUGCUGCCCCCUCUCAGGGACGUUACGAAUCGCCCAGAAGUGGGGGAAGCUUUGCGGAACAAGCUGGUACGCCUGAUGACACACGUCAACACGGAUGUGAAGCACUGUGCGGCUGAGUUCCUGUUUGUGCUGUGCAAGGAGAAUGGUGAGUAACCAUGGCGAUGGAAGGAUGGGGGUGGGGGGGGCUAAAACUUCACUCCAGAACUCCCCGCUCCCCAUCGCCAAACCCGCACUCACCCAACACAGGGGUUUAACUCUUUAAAUAGCAGCACAGACAUAGGCUCCCAAUCCUGACGGAUCCCGAUUGGCGAUUUUAGUCCGUCGCUCGCGCGUUCCUGUGGGCUGCAGGUUC